Procambarus clarkii (red swamp crayfish) is the source of this 591-nucleotide messenger RNA. NCBI's taxonomy places the organism in Eukaryota, Metazoa, Arthropoda, Malacostraca, Decapoda, Cambaridae. The record is from RefSeq and is a predicted model, not a curated record.
AUGACCAAGAAGAGGGCCAAGAAGAGGGCCAAGAAAAGGGCCAAGAAGGGGGCCAAGAAGAUGACCAAGAAGGGGGCCAAGAAGAGGGCCAAGAAGGGGGCCAAGAAGAGGGCCAAGAAGGGGGCCAAGAAGAUGACCAAGAAGAUGACCAAGAAAGGGGGCCAAGAAGAGGGCCAAAAAGAGGGGCCAAGCAGUCAAAGAGAGCCAGUCAGCCCCCAGUCAACAAGAGAGAGCCAGCCAGCCCCCAGUCAACAAGAGAGCCAGUCAGCCCCCAGUCAACAAGAGAGCCAGUCAGCCCCCAGUCAACAAGAGAGAGCCAUCCCCCAUCGACAAGAGAGCCAGCCAGCCAUCCCCCAGUCAACAAGAGAGAGAGCCAGCCAGCCCCCAGUCAACAAAAGAGCCAGCCAUCCCCCAGUCAACAAAAGAGAGCCAGCCAUCCCCCAGAAAGGACCUAGCAGUCAGGAUCCACCAAUCAUUGAAAGUAGUCAAAAUAAUCUUCCAGACGAUUGGGCUGAUCUCAUCGAGUCCUUUAAGAUACUGAGCAAGUUGGAGGAUAUUGCUCCAGACCACUUGCUUAAAAGUCAGAUGUAA